UGUGCUGCUGUUGUAGUAUAAAAAUGGCAUAAGUGAAUGUGAACAUAAGUCAUGUAUAGUUAUUGGAGAUCUUCAUAUGAUGUUAAUCAGUGAAAAAAGAGACAGAAAGAGGUUCAUAUAGCAAGCAUGUUUUGUUACACCAGUAAAUGAAAUGUACUGUUAUAAUGUUGACCGUGAGUUGGCAUCAUGUGAAGAGGAAGCAACAUCAUCUGUGUACAUGUUCUCUUUGCCUGUGAUUUCCAUAAAUAAGGAGUUGAAUGUGUUGUUGCUGUUGUCUUUUAUUUCCAUGUGUCAUUGCAUUGUGUGCACACAGAACAAACAGGUCUCUACCACAUUCAAAUUAACACACUUCCAGAGAAUUUCAGUAAUAGAGACCAACACAGAGGGGGAAAAAACAACAAAAACAAACAAAAAAACAUUAAAUUAAAAGGGCUUUUGUUCAGAGGAAUAAACAAAUGAUGUGAUGCUGAAUGAGGGAUAAAAGCAGAUAUAAUAAUCACACAGUUCGAAGCUGCAGACAGAAACAUCAGACUCAGGACAGAAACACACGAUCUCUGAAGUAAGAACAAAUCACAUGUUCAUUCUUUAACUAGAAUUAGACUUUGGCAUGUUAAUAUUGUCUUUAUCAUUGUGUCCAGUGCAUUUAUGCUCCUAUUAAGAUUGAUUUUUAAUCAUCGCUGAAAUAAUUUUUUGCACCAAAUGAAUCUGUGAAUAUUUGAAAUCUGAGUUUAUCUGUUUUUUCCUUCCUCAGAAAUGGACCAAACUCUAUACUCCAUUCUUCUCGUUGCUCUCUGCUCCGUAUCUCAAUGUGUUCAGCUUCAGUAUCACUUUAUAAACGAGAUGAAGACCUGGACUGAAGCUCAGAGAUACUGCAGAGAGAAUUACACAGAUCUGGCCACCGCUGACGACAUGAACGACAUGAACGAGCUGAACAAGAGUGUGAAUGAUGGAAGUGUUCAGUAUGUCUGGAUUGGGCUGCAGAAGACGGGUCGUGAUGAAUGGCACUGGUCUUCAGGUGAACCUGCGCUCUAUCUGAACUGGGAACCUGGACAACCAGAUGGCGGAGAUGAGUGUGCUGUGAUGACAAAUGGAAAAUGGCAUGAUUUGCCAUGUAAUGACAACCGGCAUUUCAUCUGCAACAACAGUAAGUUUAUUUAUGCUUAUACUACAGGGCCGUUAAAUGCUUGAAUCUGAUUGGCUGCCGGACAUUCUAAGGUGUGCAAUUAUUUUCAGGCGAACGUAGUUCCAGGCAGCUCUUGACCUCAUUACAUGACCAUAUCACUUCGCCAAAUGAUUUCUGUUAUUUCAAUGGUCUUACAACAGCAAAAUAACCAAAACCCACAACGACACUGGCCAAACAAAUAAAUAUAGUAAACAAAAGGAUAAAAACGACAGAUCAUGUCCAUGUCUUUGCCACAAAAUUACACUUUAUUAUGUAUGGAAAGCACAUACUCUAUCUCUCCCUCUCUCUCUCCUUCACAGACCGCACAUACAUAACAGUUACAGUUUGCACACACUAGCAUACAUCGUGCUAAUGUUGUUAGCGCUACUCUAAAAAUUUUAUCAGUAAACAACUUAAAAACUACAUGACUUCUCACAAGCGAGGUAACAACAACGGCGCUGUUCGUGAACAAAAGGAACUAAGUUUCACUAUAACUAGAGACAUUGC
This is a messenger RNA of Onychostoma macrolepis, 1669 nucleotides long. Its product is annotated as C-type lectin domain family 17, member A-like. The transcript has 2 exons. NCBI's taxonomy places the organism in Eukaryota, Metazoa, Chordata, Actinopteri, Cypriniformes, Cyprinidae. The record is from RefSeq and is a predicted model, not a curated record. The coding region runs from base 754 to 1188 and encodes 144 amino acids.